GAAUACAAACAAACAAACGAUUACAAGAAUCGUUUGUGUUACUCGCAGUCACAACAAUGUCAAUUUCGCAGGAUGACAUCAGCGAACUGAAUUCCCCUAUAAAACCAGUACCUAGAAAAUCCAAAAAUCGGAACAAGGUAACUUCUCCAGUGGAGCAAUCGCCCCUUUCCAAUCCUUCAAAGAAAGAUGUUUUCGAAAUGUUCACAAUCAAAACGCCCUCAAUCCAGGGAAGGGCCAAAGUUUUGACCUCCGACAGCCAAGACACAUCCGAAUUAUCCGACGAAGUCUUCACCAAGCCGAAACCAGUCUCACUUUCAACUCCUAGUAAAUCAUACCGAGAAAAAAUUAACGCAAGGUUCAAAAAUGUAAAGGAAAAAGCUGGGAAAUCCACAAAGAAGGCAAACGUUUUCAAGGAAGCUGCAGAAAAUAUUCGGUUAGAAAAAGUGAAGAGGGAAAGUCACGACAUCGACGCCGAGCUUGAAUUAAUGAGAGAGCGUCUUAAACUGGGAAAACCUCCAGAUAACAAGCACAUUUUCGAGUUUUUUUCUAGUGAAAAAUGCCACGAAACUGAAGAGAAAGAAAGUGAAGACAAUUUUCAAUCAACUGACGAUCUGACCGACGACGGACCCGCACUAGUUUUUUCAUUACCUAAGCAAAUAAAAACGCUUCUAAGGAAAUCAGAAGACGCGUUAUUUUACACUCCUCAGGCAGAACCUGUUGACAUCACUGAUAAAAUCGAGACUGAAGAACCCAGAUUUUUGGAAGAUGAAGGCUUUUAUGUCACUUCCAGUCCCAAAAUACCUAACAAGCAUUUAUAUCUUUUGGAGCAGCGUUUGUCAUGUGACGAUAAAAAAUGGUUCAACUGUGAUGGAAAACUAAACAUUUUGGAAAAUCCCUGUCAAAGAAGCUCAUACCGUCCACGUUUGAAGCAUCUUCCAGUGAAAGAAAUUGCCACUUACUUACCGGCAACAACCGAAAGUAACGAAUGUGAAGAAAUUGUGGUUGUUAGUGAGAAUUUGCUCCAACUACGAGUUUUAAGUCUGAAAUUUACUCAUCACCCCUUAUUCAGUUUAGAACAUGUGCUUUGCCAAAAACUGAAGAAGUUGUAUUACGAGUAUGAAGAAAGUGUCACCAAAAAUGAGUUUAUGAGACUUUGUGGUAGAUUAGAAGGUUUGAGACGUGUUUUGAGACGUUUGGAAGAAAAUUCAAGUCAAUCAGGCGAUCAGUCAGAUAGAGAAGAUGGCAAAGUGGAAGCUUACAAGCGCGACAUACGAACACUGCAAGAACAAGUUUUCGAAGAAGGAAAAAAAGAGAGAGACCGUAUCAUUGAAAUUUUGCAAACGUGGAAAGCUAUUAAAAGCAUGAGAGAAAAUAACAAGUACUCGAACACCUCUCUGAAACUGAUAAUAAAGAAGGAGAAUGUCAAUUACGAGACGGAGAAAGAGAAUUUUGACAAAAACUUUGAAGAAACCUACGAAGAGUUUCUCCAAAUAAAUCGGGAAAAACCUCGCCGGAAGAGACAAACUGAAGAAGACAUCAGACAAGAACUGGUCGAACGUUUCAAGGAAAGUUUUAGGCCUCCUGGUGAGCCCAUCCUACAUUUUAUCUUAACAAACGAAAAUGAAAUAACCAAACAAGUGGAAAAUUCCAAAGAAGUGUCGCGAAGAACCGCUACUACAACCACCAAAAUCGCUCUCAAAAUACUUUGCAACAAGAUGGAGGUGUGUAAGACAAAAUGGCUGGCGCUCCAAGACGAUUUCGUUUGCAACUUCAACGAAACCAUAUCGAUUCAACUAACCAACGUUCCGAAAUUCCUCACACUUGAGAUAAUCGAGCAACCAAAGUCACUUAUUAAAAGGACCCUCGGAGAGUUGACGGUUAAAAUACCAGCUCGAAGUGUUUCAAAAAUCGAUAAAAAAAACGCCAAAUUUGAGAAAAACGAAAUCGUUCAUUACAAGCAUGAGGGGGUGGGAAGCGGCAUUAAAGUCGACUCUCUUGUGCAAAAUUUGGGCGAUUUUGAACUGAACACUUCGGGUUGUUUGACCUAUUCAUUGUCCUGGGAUGCGUCCGUGGCGAAUGAUAACAGUCCAGAUAACAGGGCACAAAUUUUGGGUGAGAUAAUAGACAAGAGUGGAACAAUAGAUUCGGAAAAACUGGUCCAGUGGAUGCAGCAGCACAACCCUGACCCCCAAGAUCCAAGAAAUUCGAUCUUGUACGAAUAUUCGCUUGACUGUGGCGAGGAAAUGGUUUCUGCAAGUAGUAAAAACUAUUUCCGGUUGAACGAACAAGAGUGGCAAUUUUGCGACCCGAAAAUAAUUGAGGAUAAUCUAAGGUUCAAAAUCUUGCAACUGCGGAACAAGAAUGAACCGGAAUUUGACCGAAUAGUAGUCCCAAACCGGAUCAAAGAAAUUCCUCUUGAUGUCUUAGCCGAUUAUAGAAGGAGGGUGGCGAUGGAACGGGAGAGUUUGGUUGAAGAGGAUGAAGACGAUGACGACGAAAUUGAGGCAAGAAGGAGCAAAGGGCGGAAGUUGUUGAAGCAAAUCCACAUCCGAGUGUUCCAAAAAUGCAAAAACUCCGAAAAUAAUCUCAGUUUUGAAGACGUGGUAGAUGAGAAAUUCAUGCCUCAGCUGGAGAAACUGAUCAAAGGCUUUGGUGCCAAUUUCCUUAGUUGGUUUCAGUGGCGGCCCUUGAAACCGCCGUUGUUUCCCUUAAAAACGCUUCAAGAAUCGAAAUCAAACGAUUACGAUUUGCAAAGUCGGGUCAAGAUUAACGUUCACGUAAUUUCGGGUUUAAACAUUCCUCUACGAGAGGGCAAAGCAAUGCCUUUUGUUGAGAUUCAGUACGGCAAUGCUACAGUUCGAACUGUUGCAAGUCAGGGAGCUCACCCGAACUGGAACGAGAAAUUGGUUUUGCCACUUGAACCGUCUCAUUUGGAUUAUUUGAAUCCAAAUUCGCUUAGUGGUAGUUUGAUUUUGAACGUUUUCGAUGAAAGUGAAGUAGUUUUGAUGAAAUUUGCGGGGCAGAAAGGCCGCACAUGGCUAGGGUAUGUGGAAAUACCCUUAUCAGCCGUUUGUAUUGGCAUGCAAGGCAUGUUUAGGGUCAAGGUGCCUCACAUGUUGCUGGGAUAUCAAGGCAAAACUUUGGAGACAACAAGAAGUAACUCUCAAAGUAAUCAACAAACUUACUUGAAUCUCCACGUUACUAUGGAACCUAAUGUUCCUAAACUUAAUCCUGCAAUAGACGAGCUUCCUUGUGCCGACGUUCCUUACAUUCAGGACUACGUUAUGAAAUGGAACACGGAUUACAACACCACUUUUCCAAACCGUAAAUUUUCAGUUUUGGCAAUUGAUGCAAACGCGACAACUUCAUGUAUCAUCCGCUACAUCAAGCCUCUGGAACCUCCCCAAAUAAACGUGGAAGGAUUUGAUGUGACACCUGAACAGUGUGCCCGAUUUGUCUCCCUGAUUCCCUUCACCGAUUGCAACCAGUUUUACAAAAAUAUUUGGCUUUCAGUUGAUCGAUUUUUGCAUUACAUGACUGGCUCAAUCAUUGACCACGCUGUAGCACUGACAUGUUAUCUCCUCGCGUUAAAACUGGAGGUUUGGCUUUUGCUAGGUUUUGGUAUUCCUCAUGGAGCCACUGCUUAUGUCCUUGUGAAAGAAUAUGACAACAAUCGGGUCGCAAACUUUUACGUUUAUGACGUCGUUUCAGGCAAUAAAAUCUACUUGACUGAUGCUUUUUGCCCCCUUCAACGAGUUUAUUGCCUCGUUAAUGAACACAACGUGUGGGCCAACAUUCAAAGAAAUGACGAUGUGACAGUGAUGAGAUUUGAUUUAACGCGACGUUCUGAUUGGUUACCUCUUUUUACCAGUCAAAUAUCAGCUCCAACCAAUUCAAUUCAUGGAAAAAUUACGUACUUGUCUCACACAAAUACAGACGAGUUGGAAAUUAUUCUUGACAGGAAAAUUCGGAAGCGUUUCGCCAAGCUGAGGCAACUUGAUCGAACUCUUUGGAACCAUGACGUUUCAAAUACUUUUAAAAGUGUUUUGGGUUCUUUCGAACAGGCGGAGAUGUACGGUAAAAGUAAUUCAGAUGCUUUAGAAAAAAUUAAGGAGUGUUUGGCUGGUUUUGAGAUGAGAGGACAGAUUUUCAAUUUACCGUUCACCAACUGUGCAGCGAUUGUAAAACACGUCAAAACGUUUGGAUUGCAUUUGGAGGAAGAUGCUAACGUACAGUUUGCAUGUGCUGUGUAUCUGAGGGCUUAUCCGAAUCAAGUUUUGACUGUUUGGGUCGCUCUAGCUGUGAUUAAGAAUAAAAAAACUGACGAUCCAUUACAAGAGGUAUUAUAAUUUUAUCCUUUGUAAGGUUCGAACAAUAAAAUGAAGCUUUUUUAACCAAAUUGUAUCAUUCAAACAAAUAUCAGAUGAAUAAAAA
Tribolium castaneum (red flour beetle) is the source of this 4434-nucleotide messenger RNA. RefSeq names its product Coiled-coil and C2 domain containing 2A (gene Cc2d2a). The transcript is spliced from 10 exons. Gene Ontology annotation, cellular component: ciliary transition zone. The coding region runs from base 57 to 4349 and encodes 1430 amino acids. The record is from RefSeq and is a predicted model, not a curated record. Gene Ontology annotation, biological process: protein localization to ciliary transition zone; non-motile cilium assembly. NCBI's taxonomy places the organism in Eukaryota, Metazoa, Arthropoda, Insecta, Coleoptera, Tenebrionidae.